This is a messenger RNA of Prorocentrum cordatum, 445 nucleotides long. The record is from the annotation of a GenBank genome assembly. Lineage: Eukaryota; Dinophyceae; Prorocentrales; Prorocentraceae.
GAGAAGGCGAAGGCGGAGAUCGAGGCGAUGACCCCGAAAGAGAGAGGAGAACUGGUGGAGAAGAUGCAGAAAAAGAUGCAGGUCUUCGCCAACCUCCCGCAGGAGGCGAAGAUGUCACACAUGCAGAAGCUCAGCGAGGAGGAGAAGCUGGAGUUUGUGAAGACCCAGAUCCUGAUGAUGAGCAUUAUGCGGCAGCAGUGGCAGGCCCAGCAGCAGGCCGGCGGCCAGGACAUGGCGGCCCCCUCGCAGCAGGACCAGAUGGACAUGGACGCGCCGGGGCGCGCCACGUCCGCGGAGGAGCAGCGCCGGCUAGAGGAGGAGGUGGAGCGGGAGGUGGAGGCCGAGAUCGCGAAGAGCGCGGCGAAGGCCAUGCCGAAGGACCUGGCGCCGCCCACCCAGCAGAUGAUGAUGUGAGCGGCCGCCCGGACCCCGCCGUGCGCCGCCG